Molecule: messenger RNA, 783 nt
Organism: Microthlaspi erraticum
Lineage: Eukaryota; Viridiplantae; Streptophyta; Magnoliopsida; Brassicales; Brassicaceae
Source: the annotation of a GenBank genome assembly
AUGAUGUUUGUGCAUGAUGCUGAUUUACAAGGUGACAGUAUGGUGUUCUUGCGGGAACUUAUCAACGACUUCAUAAGGGUGGAGCAGGGGUGGUGGACAAAAGACCCGAAUGGUGUUUGGCGUUUCUUCGUGGCAGAGGACCGUCUAAGCAAAGGGAUGAAGAUAAAAGAAGGUGAAUCCCUGCUCGCUACCAAGGAGAAGCUGCUGAAGGAGCUCCACAUCGACUCUUUAACUGAGGACAUCGAACUGACAUACCAGAUGCUGUCGUGGAUGGAUGUGGAUGGUAGCGUCAAAACAGUACCGAUUCACAUCCGCACCAACGACGACCUGGAUAUGUUUCUCGCGAUGAGGGUGGAUCUCUGUGACCUGAAGCUUCUUGUCGUCCUAAUGGCGAAAGAAAUGACCCUUGACGUUGAAGACUUUCGUGUCGUGAAACCGACACACGGUUUUGCGUCGGCUGAGACGGUUCUUGGAAGCGAGUAUGACCGCGAGAAAGGAAUAUUGGAGAACGAGGGUGCCGGCGAGCUCCUCAUGCUGACGCAAAGAGCGCCAGAUGUAGGCGAGAGUAGCAAGUCCCGUGAUGCCUCCAUAAUGGCACUUGGACAUGUAGAUACACUUUUGGAACUCCAUGUCAAAAUAAACUCCAGCAACUCUAUCCAUGGAUAUUCUGCGAGUGUGUUUCCUGACAGCUCGCCGUCCGAUGACGACGCCACGACCGACGGUACGACUCGCCUUACUAAGGACCUGUUUCCCAUGUUUGAAAGCGAAGUCGCGGCGACGUAA